This is a messenger RNA of Cinclus cinclus, 1066 nucleotides long. It is a transcript of the gene TIMM21, whose product is annotated as translocase of inner mitochondrial membrane 21. The record is from RefSeq and is a predicted model, not a curated record. Lineage: Eukaryota; Metazoa; Chordata; Aves; Passeriformes; Cinclidae. Gene Ontology annotation, biological process: protein import into mitochondrial matrix. The coding region runs from base 1 to 741 and encodes 246 amino acids. Gene Ontology annotation, cellular component: TIM23 mitochondrial import inner membrane translocase complex. The transcript has 6 exons.
AUGCCCGGCAUGCUGCCCCGGACACUGCCCGCCUCCCUCGGGCGGGGCUGCCUGGGCCGCUGGCUGCUCGCCACUCGCGGGUGGGCGCUGCUGGGCCCCGGAGCCGGGUCCUGCUCCUGCUCCUGUUCCUGCUCCUGCUCCUGCCUGAGGUGGCGGCGCCAGCCCCCGCUUCUGCUCAGGGCCGCCCGCCAGAGCAUCGGGACGCAGGCGGGAGGGCUGAAAGCUGCAAAACCUGGCGGUAAUAGCAAAGAUGUGUCCGUGCAAAGGGCUCUGAACGAGGAAACGCUGGUGUCGGCGGCUCAGAAAGUGAAAGAAGCUGGAAGAGACUUUACCUAUUUUAUUGUGGUGCUUGUUGGAAUUGGUGUUACAGGUGGUUUGUUCUAUGUGAUUUUUAAAGAGCUGUUCUCUUCUUCUAGUCCAAAUAAGAUCUAUGGAGAUGCCUUGGAGAAAUGCAGAUCUCACCCCGAGAUAAUUGGUGUUUUUGGUGAUUCUAUCAAAGGUUAUGGAGAGGCAACAAGAAGAGGAAGACGACAGCAUGUCAGUCACAUUGAAUACGUAAAGGACGGACUGAAACAUAUGCGUUUGAAGUUCUAUAUUGAGGGCACUGAAUCAGGGAAACAGGGAACAGUCCAUGUGGAAGUCAAAGAGAAUCUUGAAACAGGAAGAUUUGAGGUUCGCUACAUAUUUGUGGAUGUUGAGACCUAUCCAAGAAGAACCAUUGUCAUAGAGGACAACAGAUAGCCCACAAUCAAAGCUGCUGCCUUAUCUCACAUUGGAUAAUGUUGUUGUAGCCACUCUACACAUGAAUUGUGUGCUGUUGCCAAUUGUGUCUCGCAGCUUCAGGGCUGUGUUACAGGAAGGAGCCUCUCAGGGCCUCCACUAAGGACUUUUUUUAAUAAUAGAUACGGGAUUUAAAGUGAAACCAGUGAAGUAUAGCAGAACUAUCAUGGCCGAUAUUCUUGACAUAGGAAAAGAAUGCCUCCUAAUAAACAGUUUAAUGCUGGAUAAUACUUCUGCACACCCAAAACCUGAGUUUUCCAAGGUUUUAGUUUUGAUUUGGGAGUUU